AGAAAAAUGCAUCACACCAUGUGAUAAAUCUUGUCUUGGCAAAGAGAAAGUGUUUCAAAAAUGCUCUUAUAUGAUGAGAGGGAGGGAGUAAUUUUCUUAUUGGCACAUCAUUCCUAUGUUUUUGUGUUUCCUCUUGGGGUCCUGCAAACCAAAGAGCCCUAAAGCCGCGAAAAAAGGGAAUCGGCGAUAAUAUCAGCGAUUCGGACUGAUCCAUGUGACAUGCGAUGUUCACAGAAACUGGGCAGCCGGCGCCGCGGGGGCUCGAUCGAUCGAGCUCAUCAGUCAAUGGCAUUCGGAGGUGUGUUCAUGCCGUGCAAAUGGGGAGGUGGCUGCGGCCCAAUCGGAGGGUGGGGGAGGAGGAAGAGGAGGCGGAGGAGGAGUACCAGGUGGACGUGCUGCCCGACCGGCUGAAGUCGUCGCGGAGCAGCCGCGCUCCCUCGCUCCGCUCCCUCAGCCGCCUCGCCGACGACGAGGAGGGCGGGUUCCUCCGCGGCCACAUCGUCCACCCCGACAACGAGUGGUAUCGGAUAUGGACAAGGUUCAUAGUGUUCUGGGCAGCAUUUAGUUCAUUCCUUACACCCUUGGAAUUUGGGUUCUUCAGGGGGCUGCCUUGGAACCUCUUCCUCUUGGACAUGGUUGGCCAGAUUGCCUUCCUUAUUGAUAUUGUUCUGAGGUUUCUUGUGGCCUACCGUGACCCGGUCACACUCUGCAUCGUAUACAAUCCAACCUCUAUUGCCGUCCGAUAUUGCAAAUCAAGCUUCAUCUUCGAUUUACUUGGUUGCUUCCCGUGGGAUGUUAUCUAUAAGGCUUGUGGACGUAAAGAAGAAGUACGAUACUUAUUGUGGAUUCGCAUGACAAGAACUCAGAAAGUUACACAGUUUUUUAGGGAUUUGGAAAAGGACAUUCGUGUUAAUUACCUGUUCACAAGAAUAGUGAAACUCAUAGUUGUGGAGCUCUAUUUUACACACACGGCAGCUUGCAUCUUCUAUUACCUGGCAACAACACUUCCUGAAUCAAUGGAAGGAUAUACAUGGAUAGGGAGUUUGCAGUUAGGAGACUAUAGCUAUUCUCAUUUCAGGGAUAUUGAUCUAACCACACGUUAUAUUACAUCAAUGUACUUUGCCAUCGUCACCAUGACAACUGUUGGCUAUGGUGACAUCCAUGCUGUAAAUCUAAGGGAAAUGAUAUUUGUCAUGAUAUAUGUUUCCUUUGGUAUGGUUCUUGGAGCUUAUCUCAUCGGUAACAUGACUGCAAUUAUUGUGAAAGGCUCGGAAACCGAGCGAUUCAGGGAUAAAAUGAAAGAAGCUAUCAUUUAUAUGAACAGACAUAAACUUGGAAAGGACAUCAGAGAACAGAUCAAGGGUCAUUUGAGGUUGCAGUAUGAAAGCAACCGCACUGAAGCCGCUGUUCUUUGGGAUAUCCCAGUUUCUAUUCGUGCAAAGAUUUCACAAACACUGUACAUGCCAUAUAUUGAAAGGACACCAUUGUUCAAAGGAUGUUCAGCAGAAUUCCUUCAACAGAUUGUUGCCAGGCUGCAAGAAGAGUUCUACUUACCAGAAGAAGUUGUUUUGGAGCAAGGAAGUGUAGUUGAUCAGUUAUACUUUGUCUGUCAGGGUGCACUAAAAGGAGUUGGCAUUGGCAAAGAUGGUCAAGAAGAGGCCAGUUUAAUGUUUGAGCAAGGGAACUCUUUUGGAGAAAUUGCUAUUCUUUGCAACGUUCCACAGCCCUACAAUAUUCGUGUUUGUGAACUUUGCAGGCUCUUACGGUUGGAUAAAGAGUCAUUGACAUACAUAUUGGGGAUUUAUUUCGCUGAUGAAAGAAAACUUUUGAGCAAUCUUACCGAGAGCAAUGAAUACGGCCUACGAGUCAAACAAAUAGGACCAGAUAUCAAAUUCCAUAUAGGGAAACAAGAGGAAGAGCUGACCUUAAGAGUGAACACCGCCGCUUUCCACGGUGAGCUUAAUCAGCUGACAGACUUAAUCCGAGCUGGAGUCGAUCCAAAGAACACUGAUUAUGAUGGGCGGUCUCCUUUGCAUCUUGCAGCUUCCAAAGGUUAUGAAGAAGUUGCGCAGUUCCUUAUCCAUGAGGGCGUUGAUAUCAACUGUACCGAUAAUUUUGGGAACACACCCUUACUAGAGGCAGUGAAGCAGGGGCAUGAUAGAGUGGCCUCAUUGCUCUUUACCAAAGGAGCCAAGCUGAACCUCGAGAAUGCCGGUAUCCAUCUCUGCAUGGCUGUAUCAAAGAGAGAGACUGAUUUCAUUCGGGGGGCUCUAGCUUACGGUGCCGACCCAAACUCGAAAGACUACGACCACCGGCAUCCUCUCCACAUAGCCGCUGCAGAGGGCUUGUAUAUAAUGGCGAAGUUGUUGGUAGACGCUGGUGCAAGUGUGCUUGUAACAGACAGACGCGGUACUACUCCGCUGGACGAAGGGCGCAAGUCCAGGAGUAAGCCUCUUAUAGUGCUUCUGGAAGAGGCAAAAACCGAGGAGCUCUCCAAGUUCCCCACACGAGGCGAAAAAGUGAGAGAUAAAAUACAUCAACGACUGUGCUCCGUGUUCCCUUGCCAUCCGUUGAAUACUGAUGUCAAGCGAAAAGAGGGGGUGAUGCUGUGGAUUCCUCACACUAUCAAUGAACUCAUCAGGUCAGCCCAGGAGAAGCUGGGUUUAUCCGGCUCACGCCUGCGCUUGCUCUGUGAGGAUGGCGCAGCGGUUCAGGAAGUGGAGAUGGUAAGUGAUGGGCAGAAGCUCUAUCUUGUUGGAGACGAGGACAUGUGAGAGCGAGUAGAAGGCCAAGUGAAAUAAGAAGAAAAUUGCAACUUCUCUGUCAGGAGAGGCUUGGAACAAGAUCAUGCUAUUGCCAUGGAUGCAAAGCGCGGCACCGGCAGGCCGUGUAGCAAAGAGGAGGUCCAUUAGUUACAAUGGAGCGUCUGCUCAGACAUCCCGGUUUUGCUACAGCACACUGCACACGGAUGGUAACUGUCUUGGUUAUGCGCAAGUGCGCAUCUGGUUGCGGCUUGUUCUUCAGGCUGCAGAGGUUGACAUGGUUGGAUAUGUUGUGCUAUUGAUAGUCUUGGGCAUAGGCACCCUUGUAUUCGGCUCGUAUAAUGUUGCCAUGACAUGUUUCAUCUAGUUUUUUCUUUUAGAUUUAAAGCUACCAUUAUAUUUCAACUACUUUUUAUGGCAAUUUUUAGUAGUUGACCAUAGAAAUUUUUAGUAAUUAACCACGGCAAAUUUUAUUCAUGGA
This is a messenger RNA of Triticum aestivum (bread wheat), 3243 nucleotides long. RefSeq names its product potassium channel KOR1. The record is from RefSeq and is a predicted model, not a curated record. Gene Ontology annotation, biological process: transmembrane transport; potassium ion transport. Gene Ontology annotation, molecular function: protein binding; voltage-gated potassium channel activity. Lineage: Eukaryota; Viridiplantae; Streptophyta; Magnoliopsida; Poales; Poaceae. The transcript is spliced from 14 exons. Bases 225 to 2774 code for a protein of 849 amino acids. Gene Ontology annotation, cellular component: membrane.